UCCAUUGAUAUGCUAAUUUUAUGCUACCCUUUUAUUGAAUUGAUCGCUGCAAGUGUGCCUUAAUACAUUACAUAAGUAUCCUGAAAAACACAUAAAAGUCACAUGAACUUGUUCUCGGAAACACUCCGAACUGGAGCCAAUCCUAAACGCUGCGAUACAUUUUAUACACUACACUACAGUCAUUUAGGGUACUGCAUGCACUGGACUGGACCGGUUGGAAGGAAGCUUUUGAUAAUCAACAUAUGAAAUAAUGCAGUCGACAGAGGAUCCCCUGAGUUUCUUUACCAAUGCUUCAACGCGCCAGAACACCACAAACAUGUCCAAUGGCUCCCACUCAGACUUUGUGCGUAAAAUCAGCGCCCUCCUCGGCGAUUCCUUAGAUCUUUCCAAUAUCAAUUUGACAGGCAUUGCUCAGUCUAUGCAGACGCUGAAUAACAUGGGCGUUGGCGGAAUCCCAACAAACAUACCCACAAGCUUUCCGAUAGACACAUUGCCUGCCUCUUGCAGCACAAACUUUUCUGGAUACCCAGAAGAGCUGCAGAAUCUUUUCAGUAGUGCUUCCCUGACACAGAACACAAACCAAGUCCCGAGUACGGGAAUGAACCCGCAGAGUUUUGGCCAGACGUACUGUGCAUCAUCAUUGCCAUCACAGCAAGACCUAGUUCAAGGAAUUCAAGCUUUCAACUCACUGUACACAAACAGCUUGAACAGCUUGAACAGUUUGAGUAACCAUACCAACGUUAGCCAAGCAAACCUAACCAAUGUCGGCCAAAGUGGCUUAUCAAACAUGGGGAAUUUCGGCCAGACCAUGACAACAAAUGCCGGUACAAUUGGUGAUGUGAUUCCUGGCCCAAUAUCAAAUAGAGCGCUUGAGAAUUAUGAAACCCCAGACAAGAGUGCCAGACCCAUCCGUGGUGAUCAGGGUUAUACGAGCACUCCCCUCAUGGAACGCCCUCUCAAUGCUGCAGAGCGCACCUUACUGUUCGGCAACACUGUCAAUGGCAAGCGCUCCAAGUCCGAAGGUGACACGCCUACUGGGCCAUUUGAGAGAGUUCUCAGCGCAUCGGAAAGGCAGUUGUUGCUAGGUGGGGGAACUGGAACUAGUCGCAUUAUGGGUCGCCAAUCUGGAUACCACGAUUCAGAUACGAGUGGUAUCAGUAGUAACACUUCUGGAAUAUCUGAUAGUGGCACUCAGAACUUGGUGGAUUUGAUGAAUGCUAUGAACUUGACGAGUCCAGCUGGUACUUCGCUACAAUCCAACAUCCGCUCCACAUCGCUUUCCACACCAUAUCCUUCCUACCCCAAUGCAUAUGACAGCAGGAAAAUGUCGGCAACAUCCAGUUUCGGUAACCAGACUCCCCAGCCCCAGAGGUCAUACAGCGAAUCCACCAUGCCUUCCAGUGCUCUGUUUAGUCCUGACAUAAUGACUGGGCGAGCUGUGACAGACGUCAAUCAACUCUUCAUGACCGACUCGGAUCCCAGUUCUAUUGAAAGAGCUGCCAAACUCUACAGGAGCGCUGCUACUAUAUUUGAAGCAACAUGCACAUGGAGUGGUCAUCUUCCUCCAAGACUCUACAAGAAAGAACCGGUUUAUUCGUGCAAAGUCUUCCUCGGUGGUGUACCAUGGGACGUCACAGAAAUCGGCUUGCAGAAGUGCUUCAAACCUUUUGGACCAGUCAAGAUUGAAUGGCCGGGCAAGGAUGGCAAGCAUCCAAGGUUUGCUACCAAAGGCAUCAGAGGUUAUGUGUACGCUUUGUUCGAAUGUGAGAAGUCAGUGAAAGGCUUGCUGCAGAACUGUACCCAUGACUAUGAUAACGGUGGAGAGUACUACUUCAAGAUCUCAAGCAGAAGAAUGCCUUGCAAGGAGGUCCAGAUUAUCCCCUGGGUGCUGAGUGAUAGUAACUACGUGAGGCAGCCAUCUCAGAGACUUGACACGAGCAAGACUGUAUUUGUUGGAGCCCUACAUGGAAUGAUGAACGCUGAAGGCUUGGCCACUAUCAUGAACGAUCUGUUUGGGAAUGUCGUCUAUGCAGGGAUCGACACAGAUAAACACAAGUAUCCAAUAGGUUCAGGAAGAGUGACCUUCAGUAGUGCCAAGAGUUACCUGAAGGCUGUAAGUGCUGCAUUUGUGGAAGUGAAGACACCCAAGUUCACCAAGAAGAUCCAGAUUGAUCCCUACCUGGAGGACUCUCUCUGUCAGACGUGUAACAUCCAGCAAGGACCAUUCUUCUGCCGUGACAUGCAGUGUUUCCGCUACUAUUGCCGCUCAUGCUGGCAGUGGCAGCAUGCCCUGGACGUGCUGCGCCACCACAAGCCACUUAUGAGGUACAGCAGGAGCAAUGUCAAACAUGACAACAUUCCACCAAUGGUCUCCUCCUCUGCUGCCAUGACUGGGCCCUGCUAGUUCGUCCCUCGAUGCAAAAACGACGUCAUCUGGCGCUGUCCUCAUGACCUCGAUGACCAUGACCUUCAAGAUAUUCCGAACUGUGAUAAACUUGAAAUGAGACCCCGAUAUUCUGUGAUAAACGUUCUCAGUUGAGAACAAACACUUAUAGGUUUCUCAAUGUAAGCAAACACUCAACUUUAGGGUAAGGUGGACACCUUUGAACAAUUUCUUGAUGUAAUAGUCUUUCUGGAAAUGGAUAUUAAUUGUGAUUUUAAGUCAAGCAUGACUUCUUGUGUACACUUGCGAUAUGACUUCUGGUGUACACUGGCGAUAUGACUUUUGGUGUACACUUGUGAUUUGACUUUUGGUGUACACUUGUGAUUUGAAGAAACCCAGACUGUGAUUUUACCUGUACACAUCUCUCCAAACCGGAUGGUGAAAAGGGCAUAUGCUGCAGUUGUCAAUGCAAUCAUGUUCGAGAUAAUGGACAUCCAAGAUAUAAUUGUGAUAAAGGCCAAAAGGAUUGCCUUGUGAUUUUGACAUUGUGAUUUUCCCUUGAGAAUUUGAACUGUGAUUUUACCAACAAUGUGUCUCUAAUCCAUUGUUGAUUUUACCCAUAAUUUCACAUGCUUAGAUAAUCCUUUAAGGCUUGUAUUGCCAAAAUGUAUCCAGAUUUUAUCGGACAUUUCUGAUUUCUAACUCUUGUUGUAUACAGACAGAAUCAUUGUAGGAUGUAUAUUUGUUUCGCCUAGGCUUGACCAGUGUGCUUCCACCUUAAAGCCUUAAGCUUGCAACACACAGGUUUAUGUCUGUGAGAUGAUGUCAUCGAGGUCUUCAAAAUCCUUUAUAAUAGAAAACCGAACAUUUGGUAGUGGGUCUAAGACUUAGACAACACAAUGCUACUGACGCAAACAAACAAAAAUACAGUAGAAUCCCUCUGUUGAGGACACCCUUGGGGCUGACAAAUGCUUUUUCUAUCAAUAUACAUGUACGGGAUUUUAGUGACCUCUGUGACACGAUCACGCAGACAUUUCUCUGUGCUAGCGGUUUCAGUGUGUGUGUUUGCAAGUAUACAAAGCAUUUCCAGUCAACCUGCAUUGUAUAGAAUCAUUACGACUGCCAUUCUUGAAACUCUCUUGAAGUCCUUGUCUUCUCUUGGUUUAAACAAAUAUUGACUUUGUGGCAUUUGAAUAAGACAUCAUUCCAAGGUGUCAUCUGGUGCUUUUUAUUCCAUUUCUAUGUGCGUUGUAAUUUAGAACUGGCCUUAUGUUCUAAUAUUAACGCAUGGGCCAAUGAUUUUUUGUAUUUUUUUAUAUGCAAUUUUUAUACAAAAUCCAAUUUUUUUUAUGAGUGGAUAAGUUGGUGAUCACACGUAUUCCAUUUUGAUAAUCAGAACAUUGUUCAUUAUUUUCUAGUCCUACGUAUGUAUUGUAAGACAACUUAUAUAAAUGCUAGAAGUUACUGCAACCCAAUGCCGAGUAUUAAUCCCUAUCCCAGUGGAACUGGAAGCAUUUGACCUUUUGAUAAAUGGGUCCCCAAGACACAAAGAGAUAUUUUGAGCUGCACUUUCAUGUUGCGUUCUUUCUUUUUCAUGCACUCGUUAAGUUUUUUUUAUUUAUUUAUCAUGCACAGAGUUUAUUUGAUUGUUACUUGGUCCGAUUACUCUAUCGUUGCUCAACAUUUCUUUGUAUCUUGUGGUCCUGUUUAACCUUACCUUUUCAAACUUUCAAAACUUGAUUAAAAUAUGACGACUGCAACAAGUGCUAUAAGCGUACAUGUGGUAUACAAUCCAGUCUCUUGUGCAAGGGUUUGAGGUUGGGUUUGAGUGUCAAUUUGGAGUGAUUUUUUAAAUAAAAUGUAUUUUUAAACUUGUGAUUGAACUUGUGUAAUAACUGCUCAUCAUGCAAAAUAGCAUUUUGAUAUAUUGUACUAGGUUUUGCUCAUUCAUAAAUGUAAGGUAUAAAUAAGGACCUGUAUUGUAUACAGUUGAAAAUAUCACUUGCUAUUACAUGUAUUUGUAAAAUUUUAAAACUAAAAAAAAAUUUUAAUUGAAAAAAUCUUAACUCUAGCUGUAGAACAGUUGCAUUUAACUUAUUUUAAUAUUGUUUCAUACGUUAUCAAACCGUUAUAAAGUGCUUUGUUUGCGAUAAAUAUAUAGCUCAUAGAUAUGUUUAUAGCUGCAUUAGUUAAUGAUAUCUUAAUCAUUGUAAGUCAUCUUAAUAUUUUAUUGCCUUACAUGUGGUAACUCGUAGCAGAUUAUGCAUUUUGUAACAUUAUUACAUGUAGUACUCUGUUCUUAACAUUCAUUAUCUGUAACAGGACAUCAAAAAAGGUAUACUUUUGUGAGAAACAAAACUUUAUUUAUUUGGAACAAAAGUACACUAUAGAUGCGCUGAAUUUGAAUUUGAUUAAAAGACGGAUAUUUUAGAACAGGUUUGGAAUAUGUCUCAGAGUUUGAUAAUUCGUUUAAUCAGUUGGCCUGUUUUAGGCAGAGAGCUGUGUGCAAAAACAUCAAGUUAGCUCUUCUAAAAAUUUUAUUCACUACCUGCGAAUUUCAUUUUGAGAGAGAGAGAGAGAGAGUUAAUCUACUGUUUUAAACCUUUGUGUGAAGUAAAGAUCUGGUUGAUAAAUAAGAGUGUUCUUGCUGAAAGUCCUUUCAAGGAUGUGUUUAAAAUUUAACAGUUUGUAGGGACAGUAAGAUGGGAUUUGUGUCGAUGCAUCAACUGUGAAAGUUUGAUCCCUUUUCACUGUUUAACAUAUUAAUGAGGCAUUUGUCCAUGUCAAUAAAGAUGCCUAAAUGAAAGUCCAAGCAAAGAACAGAAGAACAGAUAUUGGCUUGAACAAGUGUCUUCAUCAUUUUUGCAAGAACAUUGUUGUGAUAUAUUGCAUGCACACACAUUUUUAUUCGAGCACAGCAUUUUUCUGUACUGCGCCUUUCUAAGAGAAAAUGAAAAAAUAGUUGGUUCAUAACCCAAGUAGUAUUGGGUACAUUAACAUACAGUUAACGGCACAUUUUAACAGUGGUUUUUGGCCUGUGGUUUACAUAUAACCAAGUUAUUUAUUCCAACGUUCAAGGUCGGAAACUACACGUUUUUAUAACCAUGUUAUUUAACCGUUCAUUUUAACGAUUUUAUGAAGUUUCUCUGGUGAUAAUCGCCAACCUAACAUUCUAGUUUUAAAUUGUUUGAAGAACAUGCAUUUAUAAUACAAUUUUUGUAAACUUCCAUUCCAGCAAAAUGAUCACCAAAUCAUUAUCUUAUGCUUUGUUUAUAUAAGGUUCAUGUUUGUACAUGUAACAUGUGACUCUUGGUCAAUGAGAGUGCACUACAUACAAUUAACUAUGUUUAUUUUCACCCUCAUGUCCUGUUUUCAAUCCUACGUCAGUCGAUGCGGUGCUCAUGACAAGUAACAAAUGGAACGUGAAUCAUCAUGACCAGUGACAACCUGAAUCCCAUGCAAACUCAGUCUUGGAUGAAGUCUUGUCGAUGAGCAUAGCCUGGUUAAUUAGCGUACCAAAUCUAAUAUUAUAUUUUAUUGUUCUGUUAUUAAUCUUCUUUCUGUGAUAAUUACGUUAUGCUAACGAUUUUAAUUGCACACACACUCUCGCACCUGUUUGGGAUCAAGGAAUGAUGACGGCAUAUUGUGUACUGUCAUUUUUUUAACCAAAUCAUCAUAAAUGGGAAAAAUCUCAAAAUUUUAAUCAUUUUGUUCUCAACGAAUUUCACAAGUGUUGUCUCAGGGAGUUAUGUUAAACGUUUGGUAUGGAUAUAGGAACUUUUUCAAUCUAGUUGAAUUGUAACGAGGGAAUUAAUCAAUGAUAUGGUACUAUUUGUUGAAGAAUUAUUUGAAAUCCAAAAGAUGUCUUUCUCGGCUUCGGAUUUAACGUUCUCAAAGAACUAACUGCUGGUAUUUAAAUCUGUUAUCUCUGAUCAAACAAUUAAAACCUGUCAUUAUUUAUUUGAUUAAGUACCCAGCCAUACCAGGUUUUGUCAAAUUCAGUUUAUUUGUUCCUGAGGAAUUUUAUCUGUGCAUGAACUGCAAAUUUUAACAAAAAAAGUGCACUGAAAAUUGUUCACUCUGCGACGGUACACAAUAUGCCAAAUGUUUGCAAGUUGACUGGUGUAAGAAAGAAUAUCUUUUUCGGUAAAUUAAGAAGAGACUAUGAUGAAGAAUCAGAAAUUAAAAUUACGUUAAAAUCAGUAUGAACUGUACUUGAUUUCAGUUAAGAUCAUUUUAUUGUGGCGUGAAAUAUGAAAUUCGAUGAUGAAGUUGUUGUAUGGUCUCUGCUUUUGAAAAAAAAAUGAUCAUUUGUGCGCAUUUUUAAUACAAUAUUCUGUGUCGAUGUGUUUAAGCCAGCUGAGGGUCACCUGUGUCUUAUGCCUACUUACUUGUAACUGGCCUUUGUGUAAAAGACGCACCUUAAACGGCUUAGAUGCGCUGACACAGUAUUUCUCAUUUAUAUCAACUGCUUUCGAAGAUGUGCAGAUGACUGAGGGCAGUGGUGAUGGAUUCAGAGUUGAGUUCGUGGUGUAAUCUUAAUUGAAAACAGCUUUUAUUUGUUGGUUGCUAAGAACUGUGGCUCUAGUUGCAAAUGCAAUAAUGAAGAACGAAAUGAAUUCGAAAGCAUCAGGUCUUAAAUAGUUUACUGUUCAAAACAGAAUACCCCCAGAAAGAAAGUUCUGACAGACAUUUUCUGUGGCACUAAACUCUGUGAACUUGACCAUGUUUUCUGAAAGCAUCAUGAUGUUGCUAAGAACACCUAAUUAUUGGUCAGAAUGGAUGGAAAGAGACAAUGAUGACCAUGGAAACGUAAAUGGACUAUGAUUUUUGGAAACAAUUCAGUUCAAACGAAGAAUUUGUCUUCUGCAUUUUUUCAAUUAUUUUUCGUUUGUUGUGCCUCGCCUGCUCUGCAAGCAUGUUGUACCAAUUCAUCAAUCCAUGUAUACUCCAAGGACGUUAAAUUUGGAUUUGUCUUCAAAGGAUACUAUUUAAUUUGCAUAUCAGAAGUUAGUUACUAAUGUUCAGCUUCAAACAUUCCACUUAUCAUUGUGUCAUUGUCGGUAUUCAAAUUGCACCAAUUUUCAAAAAUAGAAUUCACAAAUUUUAUUUUAGCCGAUCUUCUUGAGUCCAGGUUAUUUGUGAAAUCUGUGAAAAUAAUCGCCCGUGAAUAUUUAGCGGUAAUCGAACUUUGUCUGCUUUCAAAGGCAGGGUGCUGGUAAAAAUGCAGAAGAAACAAGUGAUUUGGUAAGCAAGAUACCCAGUUGACAUUCCACAUUGUGCAUUAAAUAUCAGAAAAGAAACUUUAUGUAAAUGAUAAUUUUAUGUAGAAUGUAAAAUGAUUUACGUUGCAUGUAAAUGAAUUCCCUUAAACAUAAAUGACUUUACAUUCAGCCUGAGGUCGUAGGCCCUGUCACUGAUCAGGUAGACUUGAAACAUUGUUAAAGCUGAUCUUCCUUUAUCAAUUUGGCUCUGUAAGGCGGUAACAGAUUGGCCCUUCGCAUCAGUGUUAACAGUGUCAUUAUUUCAUGUGCCUCUGCAUAAUAACGCAAUAACCUGACCAUUCAAUCAACCCUUGAUGUGUCAUGAUGUCACAUAAUAUUGUAUUAAAGCCCAACUGUAUUGUAUAUUGUCGAGAAACUAAAUUCAACUCUUCCAAGCUUUGUUUUCUGGGACAACCUGUUUGUUAUCUUGUGCUACAUGUAACCCCUCAAACUCAACUGGUGCUUGCAUUUCAGGUGAUGCUUUUUGUUUACAUUUUGUUUCACUUAGAUUUCUUUAGGACAAAAACUGCUCUAUUUUGUUUAUUUUUUACUGUUUCCGCAUAUAAA
Molecule: messenger RNA, 8214 nt
Organism: Lineus longissimus
Lineage: Eukaryota; Metazoa; Nemertea; Pilidiophora; Heteronemertea; Lineidae
Product: cytoplasmic polyadenylation element-binding protein 1-like
Exons: 14
Coding region: 251-2404 (717 amino acids)
Biological process (GO): negative regulation of cytoplasmic translation
Cellular component (GO): neuron projection; synapse; cytoplasm
Molecular function (GO): ribosome binding; mRNA regulatory element binding translation repressor activity; mRNA 3'-UTR binding
Source: RefSeq, a predicted model, not a curated record